Molecule: messenger RNA, 789 nt
Organism: Cucurbita pepo subsp. pepo (vegetable marrow)
Lineage: Eukaryota; Viridiplantae; Streptophyta; Magnoliopsida; Cucurbitales; Cucurbitaceae
Source: RefSeq, a predicted model, not a curated record
AUGGACAUCAACCAGCUGCCGGUGGAGUGCAUCGCUAUCAUUCUGGCUUUCACCUCGCCGAAGGACGCCUGCAGAUCCGCCGCCGUCUCGUCGACUCUCAGAUCCGCCGCCGAUUCCGAAGCUCUGUGGACCACUCCUCUGCCGUCCGAUUACCAGCAGAUUAUUUCUCAGGAUUCAUCCGCAGCUACGACGUCGUUUCUGAAUUCCUUGUCCAAAAAGGCUCUCUACUUCCAUCUCUGCGAUCGUCUGUUUUUCAUUGGCUCUCGAAAUUCAAGUAGGAUGUACGACAGAAAGACAAUAAAAACAACUUGAAUUUAUUUUCGGUAGUUAUUACGAGACAAUUACAUUAUAGUGCUCAAUUCGUGCGACGAAUUUAAACUUUUAAACCAUAGGUUUCCUGAAGUGGCUGAGUUGCAAAAUGUAUGGUGGCUUGAGAUAUAUGGAAAAAUAGAGGCUAGAAAUUUAAGUCCCCCGACCAACUACACAGUUUACUUUGUGUUCAAGCUCGUAGAAGACCGACGUGAAUUCAACGAGAGACCAGUUUUAUUAGAAGUUUAUUUUGAAUGGACAGACGUCAACGAAGGGAAGAUGGCAAUACUGGACCCUCCUCAAGGAACCUUUAUGGGUUCUAAAGAAAGAGCCUAUGGAUGGACGGAGAUUGAAAUGGGUGAAAUCUUCAAUGAAUUAGGUAAUGACUCAAUUGUUUUCAAUUUGAAAGAGGUUGAUAAUUUAAUAACUAAAUGUGGGUUAAUUGUUGAAGGAAUUGAGAUUAGACCUAAAAAUAAUUAA